ACCAUCGACAGCAUCAACAACAACAUCAACAGCAGCAUCAUCCAUAACACCCCCAUCCCCACCAAAACCCGACCAAAAACCAAAACCACCUCCACAAUGGCCACCCCCCAAUUCAGCAUCUACAUCCACAGCGGCCCGAACCCGUGGAAAGUGAUCAUCAUCCUCGAGGAGCUCGGUCUCUCAUACCGCACGAUCACGGUGGACACCAAGUCGGGCGACCAAAAGAAAGCGCCCUACACGGCUCUGAACCCGAACGGGCGCAUGCCGACGCUGGUGGACCACAGCAACAACGACUUCGUCGUGUGGGAGUCCGGCGCGAUCAUCCUGUACCUGGUCGAGAAAUACGACGCCGGCGCGGACUCAAAGCUGGCUUUCGCAAAGUUCGAGAGUAAUGCUACCGCCAAGCAGUGGCUCAUGUUCCAGAUGAGCGGGCAGGGACCAUAUUUCGGCCAGGCGGCGUGGUUCAAGAACUUCCACGCGGAGACGAUCCCGUCGGCCAUCGAGCGCUACGAUAAGGAGAUCGACCGCGUGCUCGGCGUGCUCAACGAUGUCCUCACGGACAAGGAGUACCUCGUCGAGAACAGGGUCAGCUAUGCUGAUCUGUCGUUCGUCACGUGGCUCAUCGUGCUGGACUGGCCGACUAUGGGCGGCGGCGCGUGGAAGAGCGAUGAGAGGUUCUCGGCCGUCAGGGCCUGGUAUGAGCGCCUGAGCGAGAGGGACAGUGUCAAGGCUAUGAAGGAAAUUAAGGCGGCUGGGAAGGAUGGGGUUUUUGGCGUGAAGGCGUAG
This is a messenger RNA of Tricharina praecox, 786 nucleotides long. RefSeq names its product glutathione S-transferase. The transcript has 2 exons. The record is from RefSeq and is a predicted model, not a curated record. The coding region runs from base 97 to 786 and encodes 229 amino acids. NCBI's taxonomy places the organism in Eukaryota, Fungi, Ascomycota, Pezizomycetes, Pezizales, Pyronemataceae.